UCGCAUUCCAAUGUGCAACUUGAUUCGAGCUUCUCUGUUUUGACUUCUCAAAAUACACAGAAAUAUCUGCCGACCUUGAAUUUAAACCAUGCGAAUAUAUUCCGUGGAAUGCUUCCGAUUCAUUCAGGCGGACCACUUCUAUUAAAAUGAAUGGGAGAAAUUGGAACGCCUGACGGCAGCCAUUGGUCAGCGGAUGUAGAAAAGAAGUCCCGCCUUACAGAAAUGUGAGUGAUGAAGAUUGUGUUAAAAUGCCUCUUCAAGACAGAAAGUCUAGAGGACCGAUUAAAUCCCAUCAAAAACCCAAAGACGCCAAUCGAAACCCAAAGGAGCUUCUUGAUCUAAAGAGGCUUCUAUCUCUGAUCACAGCUCCUUUAUCCAAAAAACAGGUUUCAGCAGUAAGUCAGUCUAAAGGACUGAAAUCUCGGAUCUCCUCAAAUGUUCCCAACCGGAAAAUCGGUCCAAGCACUGAAGCGUCUGAGCUGGAGAACUUCAGCGUGGCCUACAGAAACCAAAGAUGUUUUAGCGACCAGCCACAUCACAAACUCUUCCUGGACAUCUUCACUGCCUUGAUGGAUAACAGACUCGGAUGCAGUGAAUGGUUGGAAAAUUCAUCAUCAGACAACGUUUUAAGAGUUCUGAAUUGCUUGAGAUUGUUGAUCAGAGAUUCAAGUCAUCAAAAAGUCUUCUUUGAACUCCAAGGCGCUGGGCAACUUGCGAAGUACAUGGAGUCGGUUGCGACCAAUUAUCUAGAAUGCAGAGAAGACACACUUCAAAUCGAGCAGCUGGUUGCCAUGACAUAUAUGAUUCAGAAAUUGUCUUCAGUCGAUGAACAAAGGCAGUGGAUUAUUAAUUGUGGGGCACACAAGACUCUUGUGCGGCUGCUGUCCACGCGGGACAGUAGUGUGGUGUUAGGAGCGCUCCUGGCUCUCACAACACUUGCUGAAAGUCAAGAAUGCAAAGAGAAUAUCGGGGAGCUGUCCGUGGUGGAGCAUCUUCUAGUGGUAUUGCAAGAAUAUGACAUGUUAUCCAAAAGGUUGAGUGCAGAGCUGUUGCGGUUGCUGUGUUGCGUUCAGCGCGUCAGAGAGCAGCUGCGUCAGUGUGACGGGGUGCCUGUGUUGCUCAGUCUCCUGCACGCUGAACACAUCAAGCUGCUGUGGAGCGCCGUGUGGGUCCUCGUGCAGCUGUGUCAGGAUUCAGAGUCCAGCGCUGAGAUCCGAGCAUGGGGGGGCGUGCAACAACUGCUGCGCGUCUUGCAUGGUGAGCACGUGUAUGUGUCCGAUCGCUCCACCGUAGACACUCUCUCCAGUGCUAACGCAGCAGGCAGAAUACACAGACGGCACGUGUUAGCGGAGGUGAGCCCUCAAGAGACUGCAGAGAACACCAUGAAUCUACAGGCAGCAUGCUGUGCUGCGAUCACUGAGCUUGUUUUGGAUGACACAACAGCACGUAACGUAGUGCAGGAGAAUGGUGUGUAUGUAAUCAGCAAACUGAUAUUGCCACAAAGCUUUAACGGACCUCAGGCAAGAUCUCUACAGUGUUACGCUUUCAGGGCUCUACGUUUCCUUUUUAGUAUGGAACGCAAUAGACAUCAUUUUAAAAGACUGUUUACCCUAGAGGUGUUUGAGAUGUUUAUUGAUGUUGGACAUUAUGUAAGAGAUAUUGCUGCGUAUGAACCACUGCAGGAAAAAAUCGCCCUCUUUUCAGAGGAAGAGUUGGAUGUUCUCAGGGAAAACAUAGAGACGGUGAAUCAGAAUCGCCCUCCGCUGAGAGUUAUCAACGGUUAUGCGGUUUUGGAUCAUCUGGGUAGUGGUGCUUUCGGCAGCGUCUUUAAGGUCCGUAAGCAGAGCGGGCAGAACUAUCUUGCACUGAAGGAGGUUAACUUUCAUAAUCCUGCCUUUGGCAAAGACAAGUGCUCAAGAGACAGAAGUGUGGAGAAGAUUGUUUCUGAGCUGACCAUCAUUAAAGAACAGAUGUCACACCCAAACAUUGUAAAAUACUUCAAAACAUUUUUAGAAACUGAUAAACUGUACAUUGUGAUGGAACUGAUAGAAGGAGCUCCACUGGCGGACCAUUUCAACUCUCUCAAAGAGAAACAGCAGACGUUCACUGAGGAGAGAGUGUGGAACAUCUUCAUACAGAUAUGUCUGGCGUUGAGAUACUUACACAAGGUGAAACGGAUCCUCCAUCGAGAUCUCACUCCCAAUAAUAUCAUGCUCGGAGAGAGAGAUAAAGUCACCAUCACUGACUUUGGUCUUGCAAAACAGAAACAGGAGAACAGUAAGCUGACGUCAGUCGUUGGAACAAUACUGUAUUGCUGUCCAGAGAUUGUGAAAAAUGAGCCGUACGGUGAGAAGGCAGAUGUUUGGGCUGCAGGCUGUAUCCUCUAUCAGUUGGUAACUCUGACACCUCCGUUCUACAGUGCAAACAUGCUGUCGCUCGCUACCAAGAUCGUGGAAGCGGUCUACGAGCCAAUAGAAGACAAAGGCUUCUCUCAAAGGGUAACAGACAUGAUUGAAUGGUGCUUGACUCCAAAUGCAGACAUGCGUCCGGACAUCAUUGAGGUCAGUGCUAGAAUUUCUGACAUCAUGAUGAAGUUUGUGGACAGUCUCUGUGCAUCCUAUAAUUCACUGGAGAGAAGGGCGGAGAGAGACAGGAAGAGAGCGCAGAAGUACUUCCUGGAGAGAAACAAGACCAGCAUGUACAGUCCACAACAGAGUGCAGGCCUGAAAGAACAAGAUCGUCAAGAUGGACCACAGAGUUUUGAAUCUUCUGCAUCUGUUUUAGCAAGUGGAAAGGAACAACAACAAAGCGAAGAAAUGGCCCAGUGCAGUGGAAAGUAUUCUGAUGAGCUAAACCCAGUCAGUGGGGAUUUUCAAAAGGCAAAAACACGACCAGCAUCGGCAGGUAUUUGUUUAUCUCAGAGAAAAGUUAGACAAAUCGUUGAUCCGAACCAAAGACUUCUUGAACUUCUGCAUAAGAUUAUAUUUAUAACUCAGCUUCCACCAGCUCCCCAAAACAACUUCAAGCAGCGGGCGAUAGAGCGCUUUAAGAAACCGCUGUUCACUUACGGCAGUGAUCCAUAUAAUCUGAAGGUGGAACUCAAUAAGGUCCUUCAAGGCAGUCAGGAGCUGGUGGAGAUGACGUCAGCAAGCAGAGAGUGGUGGUCCAUGAUCCAGUCUCUAAGUUCAGACCCGCCAUCUUCUGAAAGCCGUGGUGAAUCAGGAUACUCCAGUCUUCAAGAUGGACUCACUUAUGAGGACAUACAGACUAUUGUGGAGGAAGUGCUUGAAGAGAAUGGCUAUUAUAACACAACUCUGGGCAGGGGCGAGCUGGGUUCAGCUGUUGGGACGAGAAGAAUUCAAACCCUGUGAGCUCCAGCAGCGCAUCAGUGAUUGAUUGACACCUGUCACCUGCCUCCCAACAGACUUCAGCCUUUCAGGUCAACAUGACACAUGCAAAGAUGACAUGAACUUAAUCACAGUAUGAGUGUCAAUCUGGGAAUAUUCCAGUAAAUCAGAUGCAUCUGAA
Xyrauchen texanus (razorback sucker) is the source of this 3528-nucleotide messenger RNA. RefSeq names its product NIMA-related kinase 10 (gene nek10). The transcript is spliced from 36 exons. Gene Ontology annotation, biological process: protein phosphorylation. Lineage: Eukaryota; Metazoa; Chordata; Actinopteri; Cypriniformes; Catostomidae. Bases 249 to 3371 code for a protein of 1040 amino acids. The record is from RefSeq and is a predicted model, not a curated record. Gene Ontology annotation, molecular function: ATP binding; protein binding; protein kinase activity.